Messenger RNA from Apodemus sylvaticus (European woodmouse), 2550 nucleotides. RefSeq names its product Ras association domain family member 5 (gene Rassf5). The transcript has 6 exons. NCBI's taxonomy places the organism in Eukaryota, Metazoa, Chordata, Mammalia, Rodentia, Muridae. Bases 33 to 1274 code for a protein of 413 amino acids. The record is from RefSeq and is a predicted model, not a curated record. Gene Ontology annotation, cellular component: nucleus. Gene Ontology annotation, biological process: signal transduction.
UCCGGAGCUGCCGCCGCCUGCGGGCCUUGGCCAUGGCGUCCCCGGCCAUCGGGCAGCGUCCCUACCCGCUGCUCCUAGACCCGGAGCCGCCGCGGUAUCUGCCGAGCCUGGGUGGCACCGAGCCGCCCCCUCCCGCCCGGCCGCGCCGCUGCAUCCCCACGACCCUGAUCCCCGCGUCUGGGGGGUCAGAGGGUCGGGGUGGCAGGAGGAGUGCCCGGGGGGACCCCGAGCCCACGCCCCGGGACUGCCGACACGCUCGCCCUGUCCGGCCGGGUCUGCAGCAGAGACUGCGGCGGCGACCUGGCUCGCACCGACCCCGCGACGUGAGGAGCAUCUUCGAGCAGCCGCAGGAUCCUCGCGUCUUGGCGGAGAGAGGCGAGGGGCACCGUUUCGUGGAACUGGCGCUGCGGGGCGGCCCGGGCUGGUGUGACCUGUGCGGACGAGAGGUGCUGCGGCAGGCGCUGCGCUGCGCUAACUGUAAAUUCACCUGCCACCCAGAGUGCCGCAGCCUGAUCCAGCUGGACUGCAGACAGAAGGAGGGCGCUGCCCUGGAUAGACGCUCUCCAGAAAGCACCCUCACCCCGACCUUCAACCAGAAUGUCUGUAAGGCAGUGGAGGAGACACAGCACCCACCCACGAUACAGGACAUCAGGCAGAAGAUUGACAGCUAUAACAGCAGGGAGAAGCACUGCCUGGGCAUGAAGUUGAGUGAAGAUGGCACCUACACGGGUUUCAUCAAAGUGCAUUUGAAACUCCGGCGGCCAGUGACGGUGCCUGCCGGGAUCCGGCCCCAGUCCAUCUAUGAUGCCAUUAAGGAAGUGAACCCGGCAGCCACCACGGACAAGCGGACAUCCUUCUACCUGCCACUUGACGCCAUCAAGCAGCUACAUAUCAGCAGCACCACCACUGUCAGUGAGGUCAUCCAGGGGCUGCUCAAGAAGUUCAUGGUUGUGGACAACCCACAGAAGUUUGCACUUUUUAAGCGGAUACACAAGGAUGGACAAGUGCUCUUCCAGAAGCUCUCCAUUGCCGACUGCCCUCUCUACCUUCGUCUGCUCGCUGGGCCUGACACCGACGUUCUCAGCUUUGUGCUAAAGGAGAAUGAAACUGGAGAGGUGGAGUGGGAUGCCUUUUCCAUUCCUGAACUCCAGAACUUCUUAACUAUCCUGGAAAAAGAGGAGCAGGACAAGCUCCACCAGCUGCAGAAGAAGUACAACAAAUUCCGUCAGAAACUGGAGGAGGCGCUACGGGAGUCCCAGGGGAAGCCUGGGUAGCCAGCCAACUUCCUGUCCUCUCCGUGCCCUCCAAUUUAUUUUACUGUUAAUUAUUUUGGAACUUACAGUUAUUGUCAAGACACCUCUGGUGGGUCCAUCUGUGCCUGCCCAGCAGUUAAUAGAUGUGGCAGUCUCAUCCACAGGUGUCAAUGCAGGGUUCGAUUCCUGCUGACCCACCACACCAUGGCUCUGGAGAGCUCCGCCUGGGAACAGAACUUGCGUGGAAUGACCAGUAUUUCCCCUGCUCAGUCUGCUGGCUUCUCAGAAACCAAAUAGUUGCCUCUCUGGUCACCAAACUCCAAUCAACCACCAGCCGGCAAAAGGAGAGAAAGGUUUCAGAGCCUGUGUUCUUUCUCUGGAUUCAAUUCUUCAGGUUUUUUCCCCCCCACUAUAGUAUAAUUUAAGGGUCCAGUGUGGCAUAAAGCAAGAAAAUGCUCACGAAAGGACUGUCCUUUCCCCAAGGUGCCUCUUCUUCGCUAGUACUAGACACUCAGGGUCAGCCUGAGAUCUCCAGAAGCUACAGCCUGACCAGGCCUUCUCUUACCCAGCAGGCUGUGUGCAUGCAAACCCAAAGACAUAAGCACAUUUGUGUGUUAUUUCAGUCAUGUCUCUGUCUAAUGUUUGCUAUAUUAAAAUUUUAGUUUAAUGUUGUCAUCCUUAUGGGUUUCUACCAAAGAGAAACCAGCCACGUAUCAAUUUUAGUUUCCUGCUGAGUUGCCAGAAAGUAUUCCAGAGAAGCACAUCCAAGCUGUCUGUGGCCUGCGCCUGUGUGGGGGCCUGGGCGGCUCUCCUUGGCCUUCAGCUCCACCUCCACCUCGGGCUUUAGGAUCUCCAGCUGGCUGUCGCCUGAGUAGUAGCUUUGAUUCCGGUGGUAUGGUUCUCCAACUUGGAGUUCUUUCUGGUGGGAAGCACAAUCUGCUCACAGCGCAACACUGAGCCAACCGGUGGGCCUGACUUCCCUGGUGACUUCAGUGCCUUUUUGUUGGCAGAGAAAAGAGCGGGGCACUUUGCUUGAUGCUCUCCUGCCGGCUUGCCCGGGGCAGGAAGCGGACAAUGGUGCUACAGAGCCCAGGACAGAGCCUCAGAGCACAGGCUGACAGACGAUCACAUGCCUCUUUGCCGAAGAGCUUCCUGAGCAGGCUUUGGCGAUGCGAGUUAUUAGACUGCACUGACAGCAUCAUAUUAUGACUCCAAGUCUUGACUAGUUCAAACUUAAAACAGCCAGAGUAGCAGGACUGCAAAGACACUCCAUACAGAGGAAAAAACAAAACAAAAC